UAGUCUUCGUUCCACAGCAAAUCCUUCCGUCGUCGAUCUACCAUCGCAGUCCAAGUACAUAUUACCUCCUACUAUCACUAAUCACUGCCUACAACCACCGCCUUGAAGAGAUGCCCGUAAUCCAAAGGGUUUCGUUGGCCACCCCUCUCUUAUCACAGCUUUAAUACCAAUACCAAGAAACCUACCCCUUAAUAUAUUCCAUCAGGUAUAAUAUCAACGCAUACGGUAUAGUCAUUGCCAGAGAGCUAACCUCAACCUAGUCUCGCAAACCCAACCAUACCAUAGCCCAUCACCUCCGAUGCUCACAUCGUCGUAUUCGGAUGUCUCAUCCCCGAACAUACUGUCAAGAACGGCCACCUCUCCAAGGAGUUGGGGCACAGUUCGAAACCGGGAACGUGGACUACACCGAGAUAGCCUUUGCCCUGGAUGAGCUACCAAGCAGCCCUUUAGAUGUUUCGCUACUGCUUAAAGAAGUGCUUAGCCGAUCAAUAGAUACCAAUGACUCUCGGAUAGUAUUAUUGGAAUCUAAUGCAGUAGGGAGUUUAUCUCUUAGAAGUAGUCCCGAAAGAGGAGGCGGGACAAUAUAAAACAGCUAUUUACACCUGUUAAUCUAGACUAGUUCACAACACUUGACGGGGG
Messenger RNA from Daldinia decipiens, 639 nucleotides. RefSeq lists its product as uncharacterized. Bases 321 to 587 code for a protein of 88 amino acids. The record is from RefSeq and is a predicted model, not a curated record. NCBI's taxonomy places the organism in Eukaryota, Fungi, Ascomycota, Sordariomycetes, Xylariales, Hypoxylaceae. The transcript has a single exon.